Messenger RNA from Auxenochlorella protothecoides, 270 nucleotides. RefSeq lists its product as hypothetical. Bases 1 to 270 code for a protein of 89 amino acids. The transcript has 2 exons. NCBI's taxonomy places the organism in Eukaryota, Viridiplantae, Chlorophyta, Trebouxiophyceae, Chlorellales, Chlorellaceae. The record is from RefSeq and is a predicted model, not a curated record.
AUGACGCCCCAGGAGCGGCACCAGGUGCUGGAGCUGUCGCUGGCGCAGCAGAGCGCGACGUUCGAGGCGCUGUACGCGCGGCACGUGCGCGCCGCGCAGCUGCGUGCCUUCAUGGCCUCACUGCCGCCCUCGGUGCAGGCCCGCAUCGCCGAGCUGCCGCGCGCCGCGCAGGCAGGGGCGGUGGUGCGCCUGCUGCAGCAGCAGCAGGCCUCGCAGCGCGCGCAGCAGAAGGCCGAGCAUGAUACGGGCGCGGGCAUGUACAUGGGCUGA